Messenger RNA from Capsicum annuum, 2473 nucleotides. RefSeq lists its product as uncharacterized. NCBI's taxonomy places the organism in Eukaryota, Viridiplantae, Streptophyta, Magnoliopsida, Solanales, Solanaceae. The transcript is spliced from 9 exons. The record is from RefSeq and is a predicted model, not a curated record. Bases 339 to 1550 code for a protein of 403 amino acids.
AUUAGAUCUCAUUCUUGGUCUGCUUCAGAUACCAGCUUAGCAGAAGGACGCGUUGACCUAUCCAUAUAUAUAAAGAGUGAGAGAGGCCCUAUAUGAUAUCCUUGUCGGAGAUCGCCGGAGGAAUUUCACCGGUGGAUUUCGAAAUUUAAUUCCCGGUAUGAUCUGGCUUCCUUGCUCUCUCUUAUCAUUCAGUCCCAGAGAUGCAAUUGUAAAACAGAAAAAAUUAUUCUCUCAGUUUUGGUGUCGGUGGACGUGUGGUAGCGGCAAAAGGGACUCGAACUCGAAUUGAGCUGCUGAUAUAUAUAUAUAUAUAUAUAUAUAUAUAUAUAUAUAUAUAUAUGGCUUACAGGAGGAAACAGCAGGUGCCUAAGGUUUCUACCAUUACGAGUGAUUUUGAAAGUCCGCCACCACUUCCCGAUGAAAGUUCUUCUUCUUCAUCUGCUUCUUCCCUCGCUGCUAAGGCCAUAAGAGCAUCAUCGGCCUAUAUAGACUCUUCUCUUUCAUCCGCUUAUGGUCAGUCAGCUCUUUUAUCUCCUCGCGACUCUAAUCCUUCACGAUCUGCUGCUCCUCUUUCAACAGCGUACAAUGAUUCUUCUCUCCCCCCCUCUUAUGGUCAAUCAGCAGCUCUUUCAUCUCCUGGCGUACGAUUUUCUGCUCCGGUUUCAACUGCUAAGGAUUCGUCCAGCUAUGAGUAUACAUCAAUGAAAAACUUGAGUGAAUCCAAACAAGGGAUUUGGGGAGUAUUGGCUAGGAAAGCUAAAUCUAUUAUUGAUGAUAAUAAUACAGGGAAACCACAUGUAAGCGAAGUACGAACAAGGAUGAUGGAACAUAUGCCUGAUAGUGCAACCAUUGGUCAGCAAUAUGACAGAAAGCAGUUGCCUGAAAGCCAUAGAAAAGCUGAGGGCCAUAAACUACAGAAGGGAUUAGAUGCUCUUACAUCUUCCCUUAAUUAUAUUGGUGGGACCAUCGGGAAUGCUUUUGAGGAGGGUCUUACAGUUGUGGAGAAUCGAACCGCAGAUAUCAUUCAGGAAACCAAAAAGCUGCAAUUAAGGAAAAAAGAUAGCAGCUUUGUUCCGCAGAUUAAUGCUUCAAUGAGUGGUGCACGUCAGCAACAGCAUAUGCGGGCUCACAUGCAACCCCAGAUACAGACUGAUUUGGAAACUCAACUCAAGGCAUCUCGCGACGUUGCAAUGGCAAUGGCUGCAAAAGCAAAGCUUCUUCUUCGGGAGCUGAAGACUGUGAAAGCCGACCUGGCUUUUGCUAAAGAGCGUUGUGCGCAGCUUGAAGAAGAAAACAGAAUUCUUCGAGACAGUCGUGAGAAGGAUGGCAAUCCUGAAGAUGAUGAUUUGAUAAGGCUCCAGCUCGAGACACUUUUGGCAGAAAAGGCCAGGCUGGGUCAAGAGAACUCAGUCCUUACACGGGAGAAUCGUUUCUUGAGGGAGAUCGUUGAAUACCACCAACUCACUAUGCAGGAUGUUGUCUACCUCGAUGAAAAUAGUGAAGAGGUGACUGAAGUGUACCCCAUAAAGGUUAAGUCCACAAGUAACUAAGGAUAACGUAUCUCAUGCUGUGUCAUCCUUAGAGCCGAAGGAAGUUUUGUGUGAUGUCACCUCUCUGGGCUCUGUAAUCCAAAUUUCUGCUGAAGAUGAUUUAGGAAGACACUGAUUUCCAGUUGCUGAUCUUGUCCAAUCGAAAGUGUGAAUGGGUGUUCAGUUUGAUUUCUUUUGGUUGAAUCUGGCCAUCCCAAACUUAAUAUGUAUUGACCUUUCUUGUAUCAUUUUUUGGUUUAUUUUCUUGGUAGGAAAGGCUAUGAAUUGUGGCUCGUUUAGUUAUGCUGUACUCUUGCUGAUUUUCUCUGCAAUGAUGUGGAGGUUAUUCUACGAAUGUAUAUUAAUAUAUGAAGAAUUGAUAUUAUGUUUUUUUUUUUUUUUUUUUUGGUUUAAUUUGGGAUUUUAUUAAUUAACGAUGAAAAAAAAAUAAAAAAAUGUGUGUACACAAAUGGACCAACCCAUUCUAAGAAGUAUCUGCAAAUCAAAAACAAAUAAAUCAAGUAGGCCCAAUACUAAUAAAAAAGAGCCGACCGUCUUUUGCUUCUUACAAAACCCGAUAGAGUAGGGUUUCCUAUUACAUUUUUCUUCCGCCAUAUCUUCCAAAACCUGAGAAAUGUUGUCCUUGCCAUUGUUCAACCUUAACUUUAUCUUGAAAUUACUUUGCGUAAUCAAUACUCUACCUUGGAUCAUCUGGGAAUCAUCUCAAAUCAGCUAGAUCAACUUUCAAACUGUGCUCUCCAGUUUUGAGAAUUUUAAAUGUUUUUGGUGCUUCAUUGAGGGUUUGAGACCCCUGAGAGUAAAUAUACAUCCAAAUUGUUCAAACAGUUCUUCCUUCUCGUACUAGUACACCAGAUGGCAUCGAGAUUGUACAGAUUCAUUAGAGAUGGGAGUCGCUAGCCUACAAUUUGGAACAUUUGCACAGG